UUGGUGUCCAUUGCCAGAACACAAAACACAAGGCUUACAAUUCUAAUCCUAUUCUUCAGUUCUGCAAUGGCUUUGGCACACACUACCACCAUUGAAGACCUUCACCCGGACUUGGUGGUGCACGCGCUCCGGCUGCUGGACGGGCCAGCGCUAGCUGCCGCAAGCUGUGCCACCACACACCUUCACUCCGUCGCUAGCCACCCAGAUGUUUGGCAUGACCUCUGCCUCUCAACUUGGCCGUCUCUCCGGCACCAUCCUGAGCUUUUGCAUGCCAUCAUCCCCUCUUUCGCUGGCUCUCAUCGUUCUUUCUUCUCCGAGGCCUAUCCCUUUCCUUACCUCGCUGGGCAACAUGGCGACCCUGGAAACACCAUCAAACUCCCAAAAGAGCUCCUUUCUGCUGUGGACAUAUACUAUAAGGGUGUCCCAAUUCUAUCCCGUGUUAUUGAGACAGAGACAGAGAGCCAAUGGUUCAACGGUUCUCCAUUCCGUAUUGAUGUUCUUGAACGGAAAGAUCCUGAUCAAACAAUUAUGGAAACUCCGGCAGUGGUAUCGCCUGGGGAGCUGACACUGAGCUGGAUAGUUAUAGACCCAGAAGGACGGAAGGCGGUGAACUUGUCAAGCAGGCGGCCGGUUACAGUUGACAAGCAUUGGUACAGUGGGGAGACAGUGGUGAAGUAUGCGAUGGCAACUCGAGACAGGUCAGUCGCAGCAAUGAUCACAGUGACGGUGGCCGGUGAGGAAGAAGGAGCACAUGUUAGGGAGGUGAGCUUGAUGUUAGAGGAUGAGGAUGGGAUUUGUUUGAACGGGAAGGAGAGCUUGGUAAUCAUAAAGGGAGCCAUGGAAGGAGAGAAGUUUGGUAGGGGGAGAGGAGAGGAGGAAGAACAGGCAAAGAAAGGUUAUGAAGAACACAUGGAAAGGAGAAAGGAGAGGAAGGAGAGAAGGGCAAGGAAUGAGACAAGAAUUGAUACCUGUUGCAUAGCCAUUGGAGUCUCCAUCUUCAUGGCUUUCAUAGUUCUGGUGGUUUUCCGGUAGGGAUGAUCACAGAGGAGAUUCCAGAUAG
Dioscorea cayenensis subsp. rotundata (Guinea yam) is the source of this 1060-nucleotide messenger RNA. RefSeq names its product probable F-box protein At2g36090. Gene Ontology annotation, molecular function: protein binding. NCBI's taxonomy places the organism in Eukaryota, Viridiplantae, Streptophyta, Magnoliopsida, Dioscoreales, Dioscoreaceae. The record is from RefSeq and is a predicted model, not a curated record. The transcript has a single exon. Bases 67 to 1032 code for a protein of 321 amino acids.